Drosophila persimilis is the source of this 3688-nucleotide messenger RNA. RefSeq names its product cationic amino acid transporter 2. Gene Ontology annotation, molecular function: amino acid transmembrane transporter activity. The record is from RefSeq and is a predicted model, not a curated record. Gene Ontology annotation, biological process: transmembrane transport; amino acid transport. Gene Ontology annotation, cellular component: plasma membrane. The transcript has 8 exons. The coding region runs from base 256 to 3501 and encodes 1081 amino acids. NCBI's taxonomy places the organism in Eukaryota, Metazoa, Arthropoda, Insecta, Diptera, Drosophilidae.
UAUCUUACACUUUCAGUUAACGUUAUGCGCUGAAAACGUCAACAACAGAGAAGCAAAGAGCGAGCGAGAGAGGAAGAGAGAGUGAGAGAGAAGAGAGUACAAGGGAGUGAUAGUGUGAGCCAAUUACGCAAUAGGCUCAAAUACUUUCCCAUUCUGAGCUGGACACAAUACUCUUAAUUACAGAAAAACGCCAACGCCUGCUUCAAGGUUUAGUGAACUUAUCGCGCAUCAAGAGGGAAGGAGACGGAGCGAGAGAUGGUUCAACAGCUUUCGCCCUGGAAGGUUCUGACACGACGGAAACGUAUCCAGGCCGAUGGCAGUGAGGGCGAAACCAAGCUGAACCGGGUGCUGGGACUAUGGGAUCUAACGGCAUUGGGAGUGGGCUCCACUCUGGGAGCGGGGGUCUAUGUGCUGGCCGGACAGAUAGCCAAAGAUCAGGCGGGUCCCUCGGUCAUGAUCUCGUUUGCUAUAGCCGCUCUGGCCUCGCUACUGGCAGGUAUUUGCUAUGCAGAGUUUGGCGCUCGGGUCCCCAAGGCAGGAUCGGCCUAUGUGUACAGCUACGUCUGCAUUGGAGAGUUUGCUGCCUUUGUGAUUGGCUGGAAUCUCAUCUUGGAAUACGUCAUAGGCACUGCCAGUGUCUGUCGAGGGAUAAGCCUGUAUCUGGACUCCCUCCUGAAUGAUACGUUGAAGGAAACCUUUGCCGAGGUGGCCCCCAUGAAUGUCACAUUUCUCGGAAGCUAUUUUGACUUUCUUGCAUUUGGAUUGGUGGUCGUGUUCGGUGUGGCCCUGGCCUUUGGCGUGGAGACCUCGGCAAUGGCAAAUAAUUGCAUCACUUGUCUGAACAUCUUUAUACUGGGCUUUGUCAUCAUAGCCGGCGCUAUCAAAGCUGACUUCACCAACUGGACUGUGGACCCAUCGACUGUGAGUGCCAAUGCCACAAUUGGAUCUGGGGGUUUUUUCCCCUUCGGUUUCGAGGGGACUCUCCAGGGCGCUGCCACCUGCUUCUUCGGAUUUGUGGGCUUCGACUGUAUCGCCACCACUGGGGAGGAGGUUCGCAAUCCCCGCAAGAACAUCCCACAGUCGAUCCUGCUCUCCUUGCUUAUAAUCUUCCUGUGCUACUUCGGCGUCUCCACCGUAUUGACCCUGAUGCUGCCUUACUAUCUGCAGGAUGCCAAUGCUCCGCUGCCGUACGCCUUCGAGUACGUGGGCUGGCCGGUGGCCAUGUGGAUCGUCACGGUGGGUGGACUGAUCGGACUCUUGGCCAGUCUUUUUGGGGCUUUGUUUCCCCUGCCCAGGGUUAUGUACUCAAUGGCGCAGGACGGCCUGCUCUUCCGGUUCCUGGGAAAGGUGAGCCCGCGAUUCCAUGUUCCUGUGACCGGAUCGAUUGUGGCCGCUCUCUUUACGGCCGUCAUUGCGGGCCUGUUCGAUCUGGCCCAGUUGGUUAGCCUUCUCUCCAUUGGCACUCUACUGGCCUACAGCGUGGUGGCCAUUUCCAUAAUGCUACUCAGGUACAUGGAGUACUAUGAGGCGGAGGAAAACCAAACGCGGAUCGAUAGUCGAGCUUCGGAAACCACUUCAUUGACCUCCAGGGCGGAGCGUUUCACCUGUGGGUCGGUCUGCGCUCAGCUCUUUAACGUUCAUCGCGUUCCUGAGCCAAAUAGGAUAUCGACUAGAAUUGUAGGAACGCUGACUGCACUUUUCAGUCUUAUUGCCUUGGGUCUGGGCCUGUUGAUUAUGCACGCCUAUUCCGCGAUCAGGUCCCAAAAGGCGUGGGCCAUAACUCUGCUGGUGGUGUUGAUCGGGAUGAUCUGCCUGGUCCUCCUGCUGAUCUGUCUGCAGCCCAGGGAAACGCGCAGUCGACUGUUCAGAGUGCCCUUCGUGCCAGUGGUGCCGGCCAUCAGCAUCUUUAUUAAUAUCUACCUGAUGCUGCAGCUGGACACCUGGACAUGGAUACGCUUCGGGGUGUGGAUGAUUGUGGGUAUACCCAUAUUCCUUGCAUGCUGGUAUCUUUACGACUGUAAGAAUCCACAGAAACGCAACCCCGAUCGCUUGGCCUACUAUACGGCCCUCAAAGGACCUUCGACAGCUGCCGGUAGUGCAGAUAAUGCAGGCAAUGGUCUGUCCAAGGAAAGCGUAAUCACCCAGGACACUCACUGGAAGAGCAGUUCCUGCAGCAGCCUGGAUCGAAUACAGAACCUAAGCGAGCUGGGGGAAGAUCUCAUCGAGGUGAAGAAUGCCAAUGGAAAGAUCUUCUACGUGGAAGACACCAAGAGCGAGAACUCCACCGCUACCCUGGGCGGGACUGAAUCACCCUCUCGCGAGGAUGAACAGUCCGUUAUAGCAAUGCUCGAUGAUGUCCUCGACGCGGAGGACAUACAGCAGCAGCAGCUGGAGCUAAACCAGCAGAAUCACAUCUUUGAGCGCCACUUCAGCCUGGACUCGGAGAUGUACCCGAGUGUGAUAGAGACCGUCAUCGUGGCCACUGUCCAUAGUAGUAGUGAGGACGAUGAGGUGGUCAGUCAGCAGUCUGUGAAGCUGCGGAAGUAUACGCACGAUGAAUGCCGAGUGUUUGCUCAGCAAAUGCUCGAUGAGAUGUUCAAUAGCGUGGUCUUCUUUGAGCAGCUUGAGGCAGCCUUGGUGGCCCGAGAAGAGGCCGUACUAGCGGAGGUAAACGAUUCAAGGGAUACUAUUAGAGACACGCCAAAGCUGAGGCGGCUCGCAUCCGAGACGUCCCUCAGGUCUCAGGCCUCCUCCAUCGAGGAUCCCAUGCAUUCAGACAAAUUUAAAGACCGCUUGAGUCACAUCAUUAUGAAUGCCAGUGCCCACAAGGUAAAUACAGCCAUGAGGAGGAAAGGGGAGCCCGAGCCCGAGGCCGAGACCGAGCCUGAGCCAGAGGAACCUGAACCAGAGGCAGGACCAGCGGGAAGGCCAGAAAGGACGCUGCUAAAGCAAUCGAAAAGUGAAACCGAUGUGCGUCGGUUAAUGCUCAAGGCCAUCAGCGAGCUGAAAAUCAACCAUAAUGAGGAUGGUAAUGUUGGUGGGGACUCCUCAGAUUCACAUACCGCCCACCGCCACCCCUCCACAUCCACGUCCACAUCGAUACAGUAUCCGAACAGCAGCCACGGUAACGGCAGCGGCAGCGGCAACGGCAACACGGCUGGGCUUAUACCUCGGCCACCGAAAUUCGAUCCAAUUCUGUACAAGACCAUCAACAGCAUUAGUUUGCGCAAACAGCGACCCAGUUUGAGCCAACAGCAUGUUGUGGAUGCCAAGAAUCUGGUGGUAGCAGCAACUGUAGCUUCCUCAACGGAACUAGAGCCGGAGCCGGGGCCAGGGCAGGGGCAGGGGCAGGAGCCGCAGUUGGUCCCAUUCAAAGCGAAAUUGGAGGCCAUAUUGCAGCGCGGACCCUCUCACCGCACCCAACAGCAUCCGGACCCUGUCCGUCGCCAGCGUCCGCAGUCGACCCACGCUGAGCAGGAGACAGAGGAGGCGGAAAGCUGAAUGGGGCUGGGGUGCUGUGCGGAGUGAAACCAAAGAGUGUGCAAUAUUUUUUCUUUUUUUUCCUAGCUGAAAGUAGUUAAACUUCCAUGUGGACUGUAAAGAGCUGUAGAUAAAUAGUUGAAUGUCAGCAAUUUUCGAUAGUAUUAACAAUGGAAUUGUAGUGUUGUAGAUCUUGAGAUCUUCUAAA